Messenger RNA from Megalobrama amblycephala (Wuchang bream), 2217 nucleotides. It is a transcript of the gene cgasa, whose product is annotated as cyclic GMP-AMP synthase a. Gene Ontology annotation, cellular component: cytosol; nucleus; site of double-strand break. Bases 43 to 1983 code for a protein of 646 amino acids. NCBI's taxonomy places the organism in Eukaryota, Metazoa, Chordata, Actinopteri, Cypriniformes, Xenocyprididae. Gene Ontology annotation, molecular function: chromatin binding; 2',3'-cyclic GMP-AMP synthase activity; double-stranded DNA binding. The record is from RefSeq and is a predicted model, not a curated record. The transcript is spliced from 5 exons. Gene Ontology annotation, biological process: cellular response to exogenous dsRNA; activation of innate immune response; positive regulation of defense response to virus by host.
CAUCCUGACGUCAUUGUUAUAUGUAACAGAAACCUUCCUGUAAUGCAUAACUGCGCGCGUCUCCUUCGGUACACCUGCAGUCAUGAGCAGCAGAGAAGACAAAGCAGCGUCCGCGCGACAAGUCCUGACCAACCCAAAGCUCCAGCAAAAGCAAAAGGGAAGAGUAAGAAGCAGCAGAGAGAUCACCAGAAUAGUGACACAGAGGAUCAAUCUCCGGAAUGCGCCGAGGACAAGGGCGAACUAAAACGGGGAAGCAGAAAGCGACAGAGUAAAAAGGAGAAAGAUCCUCGUGACUGUGAAAGUGAAGACAAACCUCAUGAAACACCGGCACCAAAACGGGGAAGCAUUAUUCGACAGAGUAAAAAGCAGAGAGAUCCUUCAAACAGAGAUUGUGAGUCUCUGGAGAUCUCCGAGAGAAAAUCCGAAGAAAACACCAGUGUGACAUCUAGAAGUGCCUCUGUUCAUGAUAACGCUAACAACUCUGGCGAGAAUGACAGACAAGACAGUGCAAAAAGCAAGCGACAGAGUAAAAAGAAGACAAAUCCCCAAGACUGUGAAAGUGAAGACAAACCUCAGCAGACCGCCAAGAGCAAGUCCGGUGAAAAAACAGCACCAAAACGACAUAGUAAAAAGCAGAGAGAUCCUUCAAACCUUGACAGAGAACAAUCUCCGGAAAAUUCCAAGAGCAAAUCAGAAGAAAAAUCCGUUGCAAAACCUAGAAGGCUGCAUGGAUCUGCUGCUGAAACAGACUUUAUUGGCGCGAGGAACACACAGGAUGCUCCUCCGGCGCUUAGCGCGCGCAACAAGAAAAGCGCAGAAAAAACUGCAACGAGAGGACUAAGCGUCGAUGACACACUGGGAAAGAUUCUUAAAGACACUAUUGAGAAAUUAAAGAUCAAGAAGUUAGAGCGGUCUAACGCAUCCAGUUGUGUUAAUGACAUCACGGAUAAAGUCAUUGCACAUCUUAAACAAAACACGACCUGGUGUGCAGAUAUCGAGAGCUUACGAACGGGAAGUUAUUACGAAAACGUUAAAAUUUGUGAACCAGAUGAAUUUGAUGUCAUGCUGACUAUUCCUGUAGAGAGAGUGAAUAUAGAGCAGUUCGAUGAGGCUGGAGCAUUUUACAGUGUUGCACUGAAACGACAUCCGAAUAAACAUCCUCUGGACAGGUUCCUAAAUGAAGACAAGACCAUUCAGGCCAGUAAAAUGCUGAGUGAAUUCAGAGAUGCCGUAAAGGAGGCCUUGGAGAAGCUUCAAUCUAAUCUUUCUAUAGACAAAAUUGAGAUGCAGAGAAAGAAGGCAAGGUGCCCUGCAGUGACAUUGGAAGUAAUAGCAAAUGGAAAGACCAUCUCCAUUGACUUCGUUCUCGGGCUUAAGGUUCACCGUGCAAGCUGGCCAGACUUUACAAAAGAUGGCUUCAAGAUAGAAAACUGGCUUGGUAAAAAGGAAAAAGCUGAUAUGAAGCGUCAACCAUUCUACCUGGUGCCUAAAUAUGUGGGGAAAGGAGAUGCAGAGCAUGAAGGAGUUGUUGCAAAAGAUUCCUGGCGAAUCUCUUUUUCACAUGUUGAAAAAGAAAUUCUGAAAAGGCACGGCCACUCCAAGACAUGCUGCGAGGCCGCUGGAAAGAAAUGUUGCCGGAAGGAGUGUCUAAAGCUUCUGAAGUAUCUUCUUCAAAAGCUCAAAGAGGAUGACUCCAAAUCCAAUAAAAUGUCCAACUUUUGCUCCUAUCACGCAAAGACCACCCUGCUCCACGCUUGCGCUACAAGGGGAGAUGACAGCCAGUGGGCAUACAGUCAGCUGGCCGACUGCUUCCAGCAGCUUUUGGAAGACUUUGUCAAACACCUAAAAGAUCGUCAUCUCCCUAACUUUUUCAUUCCAUCCCAUAACCUCCUACAGCAAGCCACUCCAGGUAGCUGUAAAUUUCUGGCAGAUGAGAUUGAAUCACAACGCAAUAAUAACUUCCCUAUUUUCAGUUCUUUAUGAUUUUCUUUUAAUUGCAUUUAUGUAUGAUUUAUCUUGAUAGUUAUCUGUAGUUCAAUUCAAUAAACAUCUUCCAAAUAGUUUUCAAAGGCUUUUAUUUGAUACACAUUCAACUGAACAAGAUAGUUAUGUCAUCUAAAGUUAAGGGCGUUUUACCUCACAUCAACGUAGAUAACAAUAAUAAAUGUUACUGAACUGGAGAAAAAAAAAAAAAAAUUCCCAUUAAAGAAACAUCAU